Scylla paramamosain (green mud crab) is the source of this 1886-nucleotide messenger RNA. RefSeq names its product protein AATF-like. The record is from RefSeq and is a predicted model, not a curated record. The transcript is spliced from 9 exons. Lineage: Eukaryota; Metazoa; Arthropoda; Malacostraca; Decapoda; Portunidae. Gene Ontology annotation, cellular component: nucleolus; nucleus. Gene Ontology annotation, biological process: regulation of transcription by RNA polymerase II. The coding region runs from base 105 to 1835 and encodes 576 amino acids.
GAAGUUGGCAGUACUGCAGAGGAGAACCACGAGAGGAGUGAGAAAGACGUGCACAUGUAAGUGCGUGUGUUAAGGCCUCCAGUGGUAUUAGAAAAAGAGGAAACAUGUCUAGUGCCUUGAAAUCAUACGUGGAGAAGUACCUGUUGAAUCCUGGAGCGUCAUUUAAUGUAGAUGAUGACGGGAAUGAAGAAACUAAAGCCCAGGUUGUGGACUCGCUGUUGGAUGAGGAGAGGGUGGAUGUUAGACAGCAACCCCUCAGUAAGCUAAGGGCCAGGCGGGCUGCUCUUGAGGCUGAAAAGGAUCCACGCUACAAGGGCAAGAAAGUUCUGAGGAAGGACUUGAAGAAGGAUAAUGAGGUUGACUUUGAUCCAGAACUUGCUAAAUUUUGCAUCAUGGAAGGAAGUGAAGAUGAUGAUGAGGAAGGAGAAGAGGAGGAAGAUGGUGAUGAAGAAGAAGAGGAGGAAGAGGAGGAGGAACAGAGUGAUGAUGAAAAUAAUGAUAAACUGUCAAGGAAAAUGAAAAAGCUUGGAACGAAUGAAUUUGAGGAAGAGGAAGAUGGGGAGGAUGAGGAUGAUGAGGGAAGCAGUGAGGAAAAUGAAGAGGUGAAGAAGCUUUAUCAGGAUCUUCAGAGGAAACAGGAAGGUGUCACAUUUAUUGACGAUGGCGACUUUAGCAAAUUUGCCGAUGAUGUGGAUGAGGAGGAAGAUGAUGAUGAUGAGGAGGAGGAGGAGGAGGAAGAGGAUGAGGGUGUACAGGAAGAUAUGGAUAUGGAAGACACACAGCAGAAGGAAGGACCACUGAGGAAGUUCCGACAAGAGGACUCAUCGGAGGAGGUGAAGAGAGGACAGGCCGUGAAGAACCAGCUAGGAAUAUACGACUCCCUGUUUGAGGGACGUAUUUGUAUGCAGAAGGUGGUGGUGGCAUCCAAUCAGCUACCUCAGCAUGACACGUACAAACUUUUUUUGAGGGAACAAGACCCAAAUUACCUGAAAAACUUGACUGCAGCGAGAGUGGCCAGCAAAAAACUCCUUGAUUCACUGCUUCAGAUACAGGAGCUUCUGUUGCGGCAAUACCCGGAGACCAACCACAUUGUUACCGGCAAGGCAGCCAAGGACACGGGCACUGAGAGUAAUGAAGAGAUAACCAGCAGUGAGGAGGAGGAGCAGCAACAGCAGAGUGUGGCAGCAGCAGGGGAAGGUUUCAAGGGAGUGAAGCGUAAAAUGAAAGUAGAGGAGUAUGAGGAAGUGCUGAGCAAGAGACAUGCAGCAGUGUUGCCAUUCCGGGACCAAACCAUCAACAAAUGGUACGAGAAGACAAGGUUACUCUCCAGCCACAGUGCACGAGGCAACAGGUUCAGCGGCUUUGAGACCUCGGCCCUGCAGCAGCUCCACAACAUCCUGGCCAACAGAGAGCCGCUGGUCCGUCGCACCCAGAUGACCGGUACCACCCGCGGCGCCACCUACCAUGUGUUGGGCCGCCACAGGGAGUCCACCAAGGUGGAGGACGUGGAGUAUGAUUCAGAGAUAUUCGAUGACACUGACUUUUACACGCGGUCGCUGGAGGAGGUGCUGAAGGCCAAGGUGUCUCUGUCGGAUAACAUGACGGAUGUGUCCCGCAAGUGGAUUGAGAUACAGAACCUGCGGCGGAAGGCAAAGAAGAAGGUGGACAAGAAGGCAAGCAAAGGAAGGAAGCUUAGAUAUGAAGUGAUGAGUAAGCUGCAGCAGUACAUGGCACCCUCACACUCUCCUCAGAUGGACGACAGUGCCAUCAACACCCUCUUCGCCUCACUAUUUGGCAAGUCAUUACAGAAGCAGAGGUUGCCCAAGACUCAGUGAUAGGGUUAGCAGUCUGUAUCUUAUCAUUAUAUUGUUGUGUACUUCUUGUAU